This is a messenger RNA of Coffea eugenioides, 5013 nucleotides long. RefSeq lists its product as uncharacterized. Gene Ontology annotation, molecular function: nucleic acid binding. Gene Ontology annotation, biological process: DNA integration. The record is from RefSeq and is a predicted model, not a curated record. The transcript has 6 exons. Lineage: Eukaryota; Viridiplantae; Streptophyta; Magnoliopsida; Gentianales; Rubiaceae. The coding region runs from base 1 to 5013 and encodes 1670 amino acids.
AUGACUGAAGGUAUGCCAUUCACAGUACCCUCUACUGCUGUCUUACUCAUAAACACGGCUGACUUGACCGUCGGAGUUAUUCCGGGGACUGGAGUCCCUCUGGUAUUUCCCUUCUCAGGUGAACCCGUGCAGAUCGUUCUUUCCUUCGCAUCUAGGUCCCCCCAGCUCGGAUCGCUGCAGCUCAGCUCGGACUGCGUUCUUGGCGGUCGCAUCACUCUGCGAUCUAGAAGUAUUAUCAUGCAUCAUCCACAAGCAUACAAACUAUCAAUUAGAGCAGUAAUUGGGAUGAGAAUAUUUUGGGGACUUAUGAAUGAUGGGAAAGUUAACACAAUGACGAGGAACUGUCUUAUCAAUCCAUUAGAGGUUCUUUUCUUCCAUUUUCAGCUUUACGAUAAGGUGAAGAGGCUUAGACGUUGUAGGUUUGAAAAGCUUCAGGAAGAUGCCUUGACUUAUGCUUUCUUUAUGAAAGCUUUAGACAUGGUAUCUGCAGCCAGUGCAGCUCAGACUACGUUCUGGUGGGUUCCUAAUAGCUUCUCUAUUUUGCUGGGGACUGCCAAGCAAUUAGAUUCAUUUCUGUACCACAACAGUGGUAUCAGAGCUCGAUCACGAGCCAUAGGGAUGACAAAAAAUCAGGAUGAAGCGUUGAGGAGAGACGUGGUGGAGCUAGGAAGUGUGGUCAGGACUUUUUCCAACAAAAAUGAUGGAAUGGAACAGGCCAUCAGGACAAUGGAAUUCAGACAGGAUGCUACUGAAAAGCUGCUCAAAGGAUUGGAUCAAAAGUAUGAAGGGAUGAUGAAUAUGAUGGCUCAAUUAAUGGCCAAAGUUAGCGAUCGAGGAAAGGAGCUGGAAGGAAGUAGCAGCUCAAAGGGAGAGGAUAGGCCAAACGAGUCCAGGAUAGAUUUACAGAAGGAAACAGUCAGUAAAAGAGAUAACAGAAUUAGUGGAAGACUGCCUAAAAUGGAUUUGCCAAUUUUCGAGGGGAUUAACCCCAGAGAGUGGAUCAGGAAGGCUGAUAAAUAUUUCAAAAUAUAUGAGAUAGAGGAGAACAUGAAAGCUGAGGUAGCUGAACUCUAUUUCAGGGACAGAGCUGAUAUCUGGUUCCAUGGGAGAGAGACCAUUUCCUGGACAGAGUUGUCUACUGCUAUGAGUAUCAGAUUUGGAGAGGGGAGUCCAGAGGAGGCCAUUGAAGAAUUCAACAAGUUGGUGCAGACUGGAUCCGUGGCUGACUACCUUGAAAAAUUUGAAAUGCUGAAAGCCCUGGUAAUGCCAUCCUUACCUCACUUAUCUGAUUCAUAUUACAAAGCAUGCUUCAUGAGUGGUCUAAAAGUGGAGAUAGUUAAUAUGGUUAAAAUGUCUAAACCUGAAACCUUAGCUGUUGCUAUUGAAUUAGCAAAACUCCAAGAGAAAAACCUUAAAGCUAUUCAGAGAAUGCAGAAACCUGCCACUACCAACUUCAGCAACCAUAGACCUCCCACUAAAAUAACCCCAGCCCUCAGAUGGAACCAAAACCACCCAAAACACCCCAACCAGAACCAAGACCAGAAAACAUCCAACCAGAACCAAUUCAAAAGAAUAUCACCUACAGAAUUUAACCUGAGAAGGGAGAAGGGGCUAUGUUAUAAAUGUGCUGAACCCUAUACCAUGGGCCAUGUAUGCAAACAAUCACAUGUGCAUUUCCUAUUAGCUGAGGAGACUGAGACUAGGGAAGAGGCCAGAGAGCCAGAAGAGGAAGUUUACUGUGAUUGCAUUAAUGGGGAACUGACAGAUGAACACAUAGAAGUAUCUGUUCAUGCUUUGGCUGGGGGAACAAGUCAUAGGACUAUGAAAUUAAAGGGUCUGGUUAAAGGGAGACUGGUCACUGCAUUAGUAGAUAGUGGAAGUACCCACUGUUUUUUGGAUGAGCAACUGGCCAGGGAUCUUAAACUGGGCACUCAGGGACCAAACCUGGUUGUCAAUGCAGCUAAUGGAGAGAAGGUGGAUUCUAAGGGACUGGAUAAGCCCUUGCAGUGGGAAAUGCAGGGACACCAGUUCCAACAGGCCUUCAACACAUUAAGGUUGGGGGGUUGUGACAUGAUCCUUGGGGUAGAUUGGUUGGCCAAACAUAGUCCUAUAGAGUUCAAUUUCAGAGAACUCAGCAUGAAAAUCCACCAGGGGAGUCAGGAAGUGGAGCUAAAAGGGGAGGGUGUCAUCACCAAACUGAAAGGGCUCAAUGGAGGAAGGUUGGCAAAAUGGUUGAGGAAACAGUCAUAUGGGGUGGUGGCUCAGCUGGUGGCAGUAGAAGAGGAGGGAAGUGCAACACAGCUGCCUGCUGAGAUCAGACAGAUACUAGAGCAAUACAAGGAUGUCUUUGAGGAACCCAAGGGAAUGCCUCCAGUCAGGGGCCAUGAACACCAUAUUGACCUUAAGGAAGGAGCCAAGCCUUUUCAAGUAAGACAUUACAGGUGCCCCUACAUCCAAAAAAUAGAAAUCGAGAGACUGGUAAGGGAGAUGCUGGAACUAGGCAUCAUACAGCCUAGCAGUAGCCCCUUUGCCUCACCAGUACUACUAGUUAAGAAGAAAGAUGGGACAUGGAGGUUCUGUGUCGAUUACCGACAACUAAAUGAGCUUACAAUAAAAAACAAGUUUCCUAUGCCUCUGAUUGAAGAGUUGAUAGACGAAUUGCAUGGAGCCAAGUUUUUUACCAAAAUUGACCUGAGGGCAGGUUACUUUCAAAUCAGAGUCAAAGAGGAGGAUAUUUCAAAAACAGCUUUCAGAACUCACCAAGGGCUCUAUGAGUUCAAGGUUAUGCCAUUUGGCUUAACCAAUGCCCCAGCAACGUUUCAAAGCUUGAUGAACCAGGUCUUCCAAGAUCAGAUGAGGAAGCAUGUGCUGGUGUUUUUUGAUGAUAUCCUGGUCUACAGCUCAACAUUAGAGGAGCAUGUGAAACAUGUAGAGGAGGUGAUGAGUAUCUUAAGACAGCACCAGUUAUAUGCUAAAAUGAGCAAAUGCUCAUUUGCUCAACUGCAGGUAGAGUACCUGGGGCAUAUAAUAACAGCAGAAGGAGUUCAGGCUGAUCCCAGAAAGAUAGAAUGCAUGGAGAAAUGGCCCCACCCAACCAAUAUCAAACAGCUGAGGGGAUUUCUGGGAUUGACAGGAUAUUACAGAAGAUUUGUUAGAGGCUAUGGUGCCAUAGCAAGACCACUGACUGAUUUGUUGAAGAAGGACAACUUUCACUGGAAUGAAGACUCAGAACAGGCUUUCCAAACACUAAAGAAGGCCAUGUGUACCACCCCUGUUUUGGCAGUGCCAGAUUUCACUCAACCAUUCAUAAUUGAGACAGAUGCUUGCUACUCUGGCAUAGGGGCUGUACUCAUGCAAAACAAGAGACCAAUUUCCUACCUCAGUCAAGCUCUGGGGCAAAAGAACAUGGGACUAUCCAUCUAUGAGAAAGAAUUGCUAGCAUUGGUAACAGCAGUAACCAAAUGGAGGCACUACCUAGAGGGGCAUCAUUUCAUCAUACACACUGAUAAUCAGAGCUUAAAGUACUUAUUGGAUCAGAGGAUCACUACCCCUCUCCAGCAGAAAUGGCUCACUAAACUGCUAGGAUUGAGCUACAAAAUCCACUACAAGAAGGGAAGGGAUAACCUGGCUGCAGAUGCACUAUCCAGACAAGGCAGAGAAGAAGGGGGAGAGUGCACUGCCAUUUCCUGUGCAGAUGGUAUCCUCAGAUACAAGAAGAGACUAGCCAUAGGAGGACAAGGUGACACCAGGAAUAAACUCAUUACUGCACUACAUGACUCCCAACUGGGAGGUCAUUCAGGCAUCCAAGCUAGCUACCUGAGGGCCAAGCAGCUAUUUUACUGGCCAGGGAUGUACAGGGAAAUCAAGAAGGCAGUUCUAGAGUGUGACACCUGCAGAAGGUGCAAGGAUGAACAUGUAGCCUACCCAGGAUUACUACAGCCAUUCCCUAUUCCUCAAUACUCCUGGAGCCAUGUUACCAUGGACUUUAUUGAAGGGCUACCACAGUCUGAAGAAAAAGAUACCAUAAUGGUUGUAGUUGACAGAUUCACCAAAUACUCUCAUUUCAUCAGCUUGGCACAUCCUUUUGAUGCCCCUAAGGUGGCCAGACUUUUUAUUGACCAGGUCAGUAAACUUCAUGGAAUACCUCAAAGCAUGCUUUCAGACAGGGAUAAGAUAUUUGUAAGCCAAUUUUGGGGGGAAUUGUUCAGUAUGAUGGGGGCCAAACUAAAUUACAGCACAGCUUACCACCCUCAGACUGAUGGCCAGACUGAGAGGGUAAACCAGGUGCUCGAAAUGUACCUCAGGUGCCUAACUCAUGUAGAGCCUAAGAGAUGGAAUCAGUGGUUGUCCUUGGCAGAAUGGUGGUACAACACCUCGCACCACACAGCCAUUCAAAUGACUCCGUUUGAAGCAUUAUAUGGAUUCUCACCUCCACAACUGGCUCUAGGACCCUACCUACAGUCCAGGAUAGAUACAGUAGGAGAAUACCUCAGGGAAAGGCAGCAGUUGGAUAUCAUGUUGAAACAGAACCUGAAACAGGCUCAGGAAAGGAUGAAGAAGUAUGCUAAUGAAAGAAGGAGUGAGAGGGAGUUCAGUGUGGGAGAUUGGGUAUACCUACGGCUACAACCUUAUAGACAAAGUUCAGUGGCUCUGAGGGGAAACACUAAGCUGUCAGCAAGGUAUUUUGGCCCAUAUCAGGUAGAGAAAAGGAUUGGGGGGGUAGCAUACAGGUUGAGUUUGCCAAAAUCCUCCAGAGUUCACCCUGUCUUUCAUGUAUCUUUGCUCAAAAGGAAGGUGGGAAACAGAGUCACUCCUAUCCUCCAGUUGCCAGAGAUAAAUGAGAAGGGGCACUGGAGAGUGGAACCAGAGGCAGUUUUGAGCAGAAGGAUGGUAAAAAAGAAGAAUGCUGCAGUAACUCAGUGGCUGAUCCACUGGUGGGGAACAGACCCUGCAGAAGCCACCUGGGAGGAUGCUGAGGAGAUCAAGGCGCAGUUUCCUACGUUUCAAUCUUGA